GACAUUUGACAUUGAAAAAAUCACUGCAGGAAACCGCAAAAUGGUGGCGACAGCACUCUAACUACAACAACCAACCGUAGAUUUGUUCCAAAUAUCCAAAUAAAGUUGCUUGUUUCCACAUUACUGAAGUGAUUUUUGGAAGCUAAAUCGUGUGAUUGUUAAUUUGGCUGUUGGUUAAAAUGUUCAAAACAAAAUUGGAAGUGGAUAGACACGUAGAUAACUGUUUGAAAAAGAUAAACAACGAGACUGAGAGAAACUUGCGAUGUUUCUCAUUUGCAAAACUAUACUUCAAUGUUGGUGAUUACGAACAGGCUUGUCGCUAUGUUUCUUCUUACCUAAGCGUGAAACCAAAAUCCGCUGAAGGCCAUCAGUUGCUUGGGAAAUGUUUGGAGAAGCUGGGUAAAAAAGAAGCAGCUCUAGAAGCUUAUAGAAAUAGUUUGCAGAUUGAUUCCAAACAAAAUAACUUGGUCAUAAAGGUUUGUGAACUACUAUCGUCUGAUGACGUGAAUAUGGACCAGUCCGGUGCACGAUAUUUCUGUGACUUGGCUCAGUCAUUCGAUCCUAACAAUCCUGCGGUUUACAGUCUGAAGGAACGUCUCAUAACGACGGACAGUGACAACCCAGUAGAAGUUUCUCAACUGCUCUUGAACGAACUAGAAAUUAGGCCAACAGAUGUCAAUCUCAGAAUCAGGUUGCUCAAACACUUUCUCCAGAACAAUUUGAUAAAGGAAGCUUACAAGCAUGCCUCGGCUAUCGAGGAGAAAAACCUUUCUAUUUUUCACAAUAGCUUGAGCUGGUAUGAAACGUUUGCUGAGGUGCUCGUCAGAUUUCAGCGAGACCUGAAUUUCAGUUCUCAGCUUACGUGGGAAUUUUGGUUUCUCUCCGUUUCUGUACUAGAUCGUCUUGCAGCCUUAAGCCUAGAUGAACAUUCCGAUAAUGUAAAGAGCUCUAUGGAAUACAUAACCACAAUAUUCAACUUUGAUCAGAUGCUUUCCAAGGCUUCACAGAACAUCAGCGGAUGUUCGGACCGUCAACUCGUUUCAGCAUUCUUGAGUCACUACCAUGCGCAGUUGUAUUUUCAUAUUGCUACGCUGAUCUUCAAGCAGGCGAAAAAAGACAUGCUUCAAUUCAAAGAAGCAGCAAAUAUAGCUCUUCCAGUUCUGUUUUCUGCUUAUCAUACUACUCCGCCGGAUUUGCAAAGUAUGUGGUUAGUGCACUCAUCAGAAACUACUAGAAAGCUAGUGCAACAUUGGCAUUCAUCUGCUUGUUUUCGAUGUUCUCAAACAGGUCACAUCCUAUUAGCUACCGCUAAAGAUAGGAAGUCUAUUGUUAUUGAUAAGGCCACUCAGUUUUCUACUGGUAUGUGGCGAGAGCAGAUUUUCAAGAAAUUAUUUGUGCAAAGAGACCAGCACUUGAAAAUGAUGACUAGCUAUUUCGUUUCCGGUUCCCAGCCUCUAGAACCAGUCAUUAGAUUACCAGAUGCUACAGAUUUACUCAAAUAUGAUGAAGUAGCACAACUGGUGUACCCAGAUUCUUUGCAUCAUUACAUCUGGAUUGGUCUCAACAACACUCUUUCAGACUUGAACAUACAAUCUUUUGAAGGUUUGCAGUACUCAAUAAAAAAUCUGAACAAUUGUGCUGCAGAAGCAUUGAGCCUCUUGGAUGUACAAGCUUUCAUAUACUGUGCUACUCUUUGCAGUAAGUCCAAGACGGAAGAUAACAGACACUUGAUUUACUACAUCCAGGACAAACCGUCUGUAUUACCAGCAUCUAUAACUGAAAAUUUGGGCACCCUCAACCAGUCGAAAUUCAUAACGGCCGCCUACAAGAUGUACAAAAACGAGCAUGGCUCCAACAUGGGUGACUUGAGGUUGCUCCUGAUCAAAGGCAUCGAAGUUAUCAGGUGUGUUGGUCAUCAUGGUCUAGACGUCAAGCUCUUAGUCAACUUGGCUAAUAUCUUCGAGGAACGUGCGAAGAAUCUAACCAAACAGUCUGAAAUCGAUUUCAAUACGGCCAGAGCCGAGCUUUAUUGGAAAACGGCGUUGCCCCUACUCGAAAAAAUCAAGAACAACCAAAUGAUCACUUACUCGAGUAACAGGCUGUUCGAGUAUAAAAGCAAAGAGAUCACGAUACCAGAAGCUAGUGCUUUCAUUGAGAAAGGCAAACUCUUUACGGCCACACAGUUCAUGAAGAAGAAGGAGUACGAGAAGGCGUUGCACAUGUUUGAGCAGCUCAAAGACCCAUACGCCAGUUUCUACCAAUCUCAGAUCUACAAGCACAUGGCCGACCAGAAGACUAAUCAGAACAAAGAGAAUGUUACGUCGGAGAUGAGAAGCCAGAAUAUAAUUUUGUUGUCCAGAGCGAGGGAUUGUCUUUACUUGACGCUCGACAGGCUCAGGGACCCUUCGAUGGACAGGAGCCACCCUUUGAAUGCGCAGCUGGGCAGCGAGAUCGAGAAGAUGGAGCGACUUCUCUCGAGGAUUGACCCCGACUGCAACAAUCGAAACGAGUGUGACGGCAUGUCUGACGAUAACCGUUCUUCUGAGAACAGUGUUGGGGAACAGUAUUUGUCGACGUACAUGAAUCAAAGCAGUUUUCAUAACGGGCAUCAGUCCAAACUGGAUGCCCAUCACAACCAUUCUACUCCACUCAGAUUAGGCGUCGCCCGUCAGGAGGCGAGACCGAGCCCGGAACGGCUGGACGCUCAAAUCCGGCAGAUGGCUGCCUCCAGAGAUGCCGCUCUUUCCGGCAUCUUUGAACAGAACAAGAUCAUAGCCGAGUCGCAUCGAGGCUUGCUCGACGAACUGCGCAGUUUCAAGGAUGCUGUCAAUAACCUCACUUCCACCGUUGACGACCUCAAGUCCAUGAAGAGGGGCUUUGAGGAAAUCAAAGACAUCAAGAAGUCCGUGGACGAGUUGAAGCAUUCCGUGGACGAUUUGCAGAAUGUAGUGGACGUCGUACAGGAACUGAAAAAGGAACUGGCCGAACUGAAGAAAGACCAAUCGAAGCCCAACCAGCUCAGCGACGAGGACCUCUACGUGCUCGAUCCCGACUACGGCGUCGACUACAAUCUCGGCGCCAACGUGGGCGGAUACGGGGCGGGUGUGCCCAACCUCUAUCCCAGCUACCCGCAUCCGAGGCUGCCGACCGCGAAUCCGAUGGCGGCCUACGGGCAGGCGGGCCUCUAUCCCGGGUUCUAUCCAGGGUUGGCGUACGCGUACAACGCGCUCGGACUGCCCCAACCAGGAACACUCCCGUUUGCAGCAGAUCCCCAAAUCCCACCGAUAGCACCGCCGAUCGCUACCAGCUAUUCAUUACCAGCUUUCGGCCAAUCGCCUCUUGCCCAAACUCACUCUACCAAUGUGGGAAUGGGAGUCAACAUGUUGACGGGUCAGUCUCUGUCCUCCCAAACCCCCCUGACAGCACCAUCGUCCUCGGUCAUACCAAGACCGACUUCCAGCGCCAGGAUCACCAGCCAGAUCGACUUUCCCCCUACAGCUGUUUGUUCUUCUGCCGGCGCCCGUCAACGUCGUAUCCGUUUCUUCUUCCGCCGCUCCCGUUUCUUCCGCCGCCGCCGCUGUCGUCGUCAGCAGGCCGGCGCCCGUCAACGUCGUCAUCACGUCCUCGGACCCGCUGCCGAGCAUGAAAACGCCCGCCGCGGCCCAGCCGGUGCUGUCAGUCACCAUUCCGCCGCAGCAUAUCAGAGGAGGCGUCGCCAAGGGGGCGGCGACGAGUGCGAACGCCGGGUCGCCUGCUGUUUCGACUGCUGCAAAACCUCAAACUCCGACAUUCAACCCAUUCAACUCUAAAUUCCCACCGAUUCUCUCGAACCUCUCUCUCACCGAACCGAAGAACGUCAGCCUUGGAGAGCAGAUAGAGAAGACCCUAGAGAAAACCUUCAACACUUCCAAGGUCUCCAAUGUUUCCGCAGAUGUCUCUAAGGAAUCUGUCGAAGAAUACGAUCCGUGCCCUGAUUUCAAACCGAUUAUAGCGUUGCCAGAUGAAGUGCCAGUCACUACAGGAGAAGAAAAUGAGACGGUGCUAUUUUGCGAACGCGCCAAAUUGUACAGACACGCCAUCACCAACGGCGUGAAGGAGUGGAAGGAGCGCGGCGUCGGCAGCCUGAAGAUCCUCCACAAUCCCGAAACGGGUAAGGUGAGGGUGCUGAUGCGGCGCGACCAGAUCCACAAGAUAUGCGCCAACCACUUCAUCUCUAAGGAUAUGUCGGUGUCGCCGAUGGCGAAGCACGACAGGGCGUACAUUUGGGUGGCGCCCGAUUUCGCAGACGGAGAGAUGGUGACCGAAACGUUCUGCGUACGUUUCAAAACAGCCGUGGAGGCCGGCGAGUUCCACAGGGCGUUCGAGGACGCCAAAAAGCUGAUCGGCUCGACCGAAAAGCCCGAGAAGGCCGCCGCCAAAGAGGCACCGAAAAGCGUGCCCAAGGUCGAAACACCAAAAAUCACGCCCAAGAUCGAAGCACCAAAAAGCGCGUCCAAAAUCGAAGCUCCAAAACCCUCGUCCAAGGUCCACACGCCCAAUGUGGAGACUCCUAAGGCCGGGUCAACGCUGGGCGGUUUCGUGUUCACCAGCACGCCAACAUUCAAACCGACGGAGGUUCCUAAAGAAACGCCCGCUAAAGUUGUCGAGGUCCAGGAGGUGCCUAAGAGCAGUCCGUUUUCAAGCUUCACUUUUGCCGGUGCCGCUCAAGGUUCGCUAUUCAAGCCGACCGAACCGGCCACCUUCUCGCCGCUCGUCGUCCCACAACAACAACAACAAUCGAAACCUGCCAAAACCGACGCCGAUGAGGACGACGACGCCUCGCACGCCGAGGAGUUCGUGCCCACCGCGGAGUUCCGGCCGGUGGUGGCCAUGCCGGAUCUGGUGGAGGUGCGCACUGGCGAGGAGAACUCGGAGGUGUUGUUCGAGGGCAGAGCGAAGCUGUUCCGGUACGACACUGCGGGCGGGGCAAAGGAGUGGAAGGAGCGCGGAGUGGGGGUCAUGAAGGUACUCAAAGACGACACGAUUCGUCUCCUGAUGAGACGAGACCAAGUGCACAAGGUGUGCUGCAACCACGCCGUCAUCAAGAACAUGUCGUUCAAGAUCAACGCGACCAAUCCGAAGGCCGUCUUCUGGCACGCCCAGGACUUCUCCGAGGGCGUCCUCACCCCCGAAACGUUCACCAUUCGGUUCAAGACGGAGGAGCAGGCCAGCCAAUUCCUGCAGACGUUGCAAACGGCGCAGACUUCCUUGGACGAGAACAAUAAGGUGAGCAGCAAGCACCAUAAGGCCGAAACGAGACCGAGGACGACCAGCUUCGGGGAUAAGUUCAAGCCGGCCAAGGGUAGCUGGGAAUGCAAGAAUUGCUACAUAGUGAACGAAGGUAAGACCAACCAGUGCGUGGCUUGCGACACCCCUAAAAGCGGCACUUCGGGAAACAAAACGGGAGAAUCGGGACCCGGAUUUUCGUUCGGGAUGAAGACCCCGGAAGCGAAACCACCGAGUGCAGGGUUCCUUUUCGGACAAAAACCCGCCACGAAUUCCUGGGGGAACGCCUUCAAGCCAGCAGAAGGCAGCUGGGAGUGCAAAGAAUGCUACACCAGGAACGCUGCCGACAAGAACAAGUGCAUUUCCUGCGAGGCACCCAAAGAAGGUACUGCUGAAGUCUCGGAAAAGCCCACGCUCAAAGGCAUCAACCUGGACACGCCGGGGCUGAAAUUCACUUUCGGCAUGCCUGCAGUCGAUUCUCAGUCUGUCAAAAGCGACGCGCCGGAAUCUAAGCCGGUGGCAGUGGCGAAGAAAGAAACAAGUAAAGGCAUUAAUUUGAGCACGCCAGGUCAAACGUUCACCUUCGGUGUCCCGUCGUCCGCCGCUGCGGCCCCGGUCGCUUUCGGCACGUUCAAUUUCAAGGCGGCAGUCGUGCCGCCACAGGAGCAGCAGCAGCAGUCGCCGGACGACUCGAGCAAGUUCGUGUUCGGGUCGCCGCAAAAGCACGACUUCGAGUUCAAGGCCAGGUCCCCGAGGAGGAUCAGCUCCGGACAGGGCGACGAAGAAUCAGAUGGCAGCUACGUCGAGGAAGAAGAGGACAACAUAUAUUUCAAACCAGUUAUUCCUUUGCCUGAUAAGGUGGACAUCAAAACUGGAGAAGAAGAAGAAAUCGUGUUGUAUUGUCACAGAGCGAAACUUUUCAGAUUUGUCGGUGGCGAAUGGAAAGAAAGAGGUUUGGGAGAUAUCAAGAUAUUGAAGAGGAAAGAUAAUGGAAAAUUGAGGGUGGUAAUGCGUCGUGAGCAAGUCUUCAAGAUAUGCCUGAACCACAUACUCACCAGCGCCAUCGAGUACAUCCCGAAAGACGACAAGUCCUGGAUGUUCCAUACGGCCGAUUAUUCCGAAGGCGAGAUCGUCCACACGCAGUUCUGCGUCAAGUUCAAGACUCCCGAGAUAGCGCAGGAAUUCAAGAAAGCCGUCACCGGUGCCUUGGAAGGUUUUGCCAGCGGGGACCAAGCUCAAAUAACUGCUUCUGCUAAACAAGAGAGCGACGAUGAGGUGGAACUAGUGUCAGAGACAACAGUCACCCCCGAAGAAGAAAAAGAAGCUCUCCGACUCGGCCUCCCCCCGAAAUUCUUCUCCUACAAACAACUUCCCGACUGUCAAUGUGAGCAAUGCAAAAAAGAUGACGAAUACCUGAAAGAGCUCUUCCUAGGCGACAAAAAAACGUCGGUAGCUUCUAUGCCCGACUUUUCGCUGAACAAAUCCGUCACUACCAAUUGGGGAACGCCCAAGACCAAUCUCACCCCUUCCACUGGCGAUUCCGUGUUCGGAACACCCAAAAGCAACUUGUUCACCUUCACGCCCCAAAGCCAGAAUGCGGAUUCCGCGCCGGUCACCGGAAAAUCCGAAUCCCUCCGUGAUUUGCUCACCAAGCCGUCCCUAGCCGCAUCUUUGAACAACACCUUGUCCAAGCCAGAAGCUCCCAAAGAAUCGCCAAUGGCUUCGUUCUCUUUUACCAACACGUUCGCUCAAUCUUCGCCCAGCACGGUUCCGAAAAUAGCUGCAACUACCAGCUCUAGCUUAUUCGGUGGCAACACUGGCGGACUCUUCAGCAAUACCAGCUUGUUCAGCAGCCCGUCUUUUGGAGCUGGCAACUCUAGCAGCGUCAACAUCUUUGGCGGAGCUGUCACUAUCACUCCCAUAUCCACCAGUAAGAGUGGCAGUACUAGCACCGCUUCUAGUGACACCCCCACUAGCACAACUGGUACUGUUUUCGGUGGAACGAGCAGCGUUUUUGGUGCUAAAGCUGUUGUGGGAACAACUAGUACCACUUCUAUUUUCGGAAAUAACACGAGCCUGUUCGACUCUACGAAAACUCCGGGCAGCGUAACCACCUCUAGUACCCCUCUUUUCGGUAGCACGACUACUCCGAGUAUCUUCGGCUCGACGAAUAAAUCGAUUUUCGGUAGUACCGGUACGACUACGGCGAACGUGUUCGGAGGUGGUGCCGUUACUACUACCGCCGGUCUGUUUGGUCAAAAUUCCGGGAUGGUGUUUGGCGGUGGUAGUAUUUUUUCGAAGCCUGCCGCGACUUCGGUGUUCGGAGCGAGCAGUUUGGGUGGAUCGGGCUCCAAACCGGAAGUCGAUGCGAAUAAGAGUACGACGGAGUUGAAGGAGGACGACGAGGUGGUGCUGAAGUGCGAUACAGGGCUGUCGUUCGCUUCCCUGGCGGCGAAUACUUCUGGAGAUGCGCAACCUGCAUUCAGCAAAACAGGAGACUUCUCGUUCCUCGGUGCAGGCGCGCCCGUUUUCGGCUCCGCCUCCAAAUCCUCGACGAAAAAGAAGACGGCCGACCAGCCCCGCCCAGAAUCGGACGACGAGGCUGAAGCGGCCGGCGACGGCGACGAGUACGACCCGCACUACGAGCCGAUCGUGCCGCUGCCGGCGGCCAUCGUCGUCACUACCGGCGAGGAGGACGAGACAGCGGUGUUCAACGAGCGCGCCAAGCUGUUCCGGUUCGAUGCGGACACCAAGGCGUGGAAGGAGCGGGGCGUGGGCCAGAUCAAGAUAUUGCAUCAUCCGCAGAACGAUACCUACAGGCUGUUGAUGCGUCGCGAACAAGUCCACAAAGUCGUCCUCAACCAGUUGAUCGUUCCCACCUUGGAAAUUCAACCGAUGCUGACGUCAGAAAAGGCUUGGAUGUGGGUGGGCUACAAUUACACGGACGACGACAACUGUCUGGAGAACCUCGCAGUGCGUUUCAAGACUAUGGAAGUGGCACAACAGUUCCACAAAGUUAUCACAGAAGUUAUACAAAGGGUGACAGAAAUUCAGAAUAACAGCAAAUCUUUACCAACCUCCGUGCAAAAUUAUGGAGUUGAAGACGUCAGUAGCGACGAUCCCAACACGUUGACUACCGCAGAAGAAUACGAAGACUAUGAGGACGAAGAAGAAGAAGAAGACGAUGAUGAUGAUAGAUCUGUGAUGUUUAUGAAACGAUGCACGUUGAGUGAGUUGGACAACGGUACGUGGAAGCAAGUGACAAUGGGCGAUCUUCAAGUUUACUAUGAUCAAGAAUUGUAUGCCGCUAGGAUAGCGGUGAACGAUGACAGUGGAAAUGUAUUGAGUAACACCUUGAUUGGCAUCAACACAACAAUGGAUAUUGACAAAAAGGAGUGCACUUGGAAAGCAGUAGAAUGGGCGUACGGCAGCCUGUACUGGAGGACCCUCAAAGCGUCCUUCAGCAGCGAGAACGCCGCCCAAGAGUUUCACAGCAACUACUUGGAGGGGCUGAACUACGCCCAGCAAGUAGGCAUCGUCGACGAGAUACCUCAAGAACACAAUCCAGAGACUGACGAGUAGAAAGUAGGCACCCAAAGAGAAGGAAAAGAUAUUUGAUUUUUUUCAGAUGCAGAAUGUAGGGACUGUUACAUUAUGUUGUAUUUUGUAGUUUUUUAGGAUUAUAAUAUUUUUUUAAAUCUAAAAUCAAAUGUGUUGAAAUUUUGAAUUGUUUUUACUUCUUAUAGUACAGUAUAUUUUACUUGAAAAUUC
Messenger RNA from Phaedon cochleariae (mustard beetle), 9036 nucleotides. Lineage: Eukaryota; Metazoa; Arthropoda; Insecta; Coleoptera; Chrysomelidae. The record is from the annotation of a GenBank genome assembly.